AUGUCGGUCGAGAGUAAUACAAAAUCUGAAAUAAACGAUAUAACAAUUUCCAAGCAACCAAAUGAAAAUCUAUCUCGGAAAAGUGAAGAUGAAACAACUUUGGAAAACACUGACGAGGAAACACAAUCUGAUGCUUUCAAUCCAGAUACCGGUGAAAUCAAUUGGGACUGUCCAUGCCUGGGAGGUAUGGCUAAGGGUCCUUGUGGGGAACAAUUUAAAGCUGCUUUUUCAUGUUUCAUAUAUUCGAAAGCUGAACAGAAAGGAGCUGAUUGCUUAGAUGCUUUUAAAGAAAUGAAUGAUUGCUUUAAAAAAUAUCCUGACGUGUACAAAACUGAACACGACGAUAAUCUCGAUGAUCUCGAUGAUCUCGAUAAUAAAGAAGAAUAG
This is a messenger RNA of Dentiscutata heterogama, 387 nucleotides long. The record is from the annotation of a GenBank genome assembly. NCBI's taxonomy places the organism in Eukaryota, Fungi, Glomeromycota, Glomeromycetes, Diversisporales, Gigasporaceae.